This is a messenger RNA of Pedinophyceae sp. YPF-701, 2592 nucleotides long. NCBI's taxonomy places the organism in Eukaryota, Viridiplantae, Chlorophyta, Pedinophyceae. The record is from the annotation of a GenBank genome assembly.
AUGGCGUCCAGUGCGCGCCCCGCACAAGCAUCCGCCGCGGAGCCGUGGCGGCAGGCCGCCUGGUGGAACGACCUGAUCAGCGAGAAGUCGGAGUCAAGUCGCAGCUGGUGGGACGAGCUCAGGCGGCCCGGGUGCGUCGUCGGCGCCACCGUGCUCGACUCGGUGCACCAGCGCCACGCCAGCCUCUCUCGCGUGCGCCUGGACGUCGACGACGGGUCCUCGGUGGCGGUCGUCGUGAAGGACUCGGACUGCUCGGACGUCGCCGCGUUCCGCGACGCCGCGCACCAGCAGCGGUCGUGGACGUCGGCGGUGAGCGAGGCUGCCUUCUACGGCAACAAGGCCGACCUGCUGCUGCGGGGCGGGGCGCGCGUGCCGCGCCCGCUGGUCUCCGAGGUCGACGAGGCGAGCCAGAGAGUGCGGCUCGUGAUGGAGGAUCUGACGGGCGGCGCCGCGCAGCCGAGCGGGACGCACCACAGGAAGAUGCUCGACGCCGGCGACGCGAGAGCCGCGCUGACGCAGCUGGCGCGCAUCCACGCCACGUACCUUGGCGCGCUGUCAGAGGGGGACGCGCGACGGCGGGGGCUGUGGUCCCAGGGGUGCUACUGGACGCUCAGCAAGCGCGAGAAGGAGCACGCGAAGAUGGGCGCGGAGUGGCGGACCACGCGCGCCGCGUUCCGGCCGUACUGUCCUGCGCUGUUCGACCAUGAGAGCGUGCAGCCCCUGGGCGACACCCUGCGCGACGCCGCACGCGCUCUCGACGCGAAGCUGCACGGCGCCGGCGACGUGGAGACGUGCUGGGUCGGGCCGACGCUCGUGCACGGCGACUACAAGGCCGCGAACCUCCUGUUCGUCGACGCGGGAGGUGGCAGCGGCGCCAACGCCGUGCCCGUCCCUGUGGACUGGCAGUGGGCCGGGCGGGGCCCCGCGGUGUGCGACCUGGCGUACCUGAUCCAGUCGAGCGUGGACCCCGCCGUCCUGUGUCGGGCCGAGGCUGAGUCAGGUCUGCUCCGGCACUAUCGCGACGAACUUGCGGCUGCGUUGCGGGCGGCCGGACGCGCGGACGAGGUGCCCACGGCGACGGCGCUCGCCGCGGGGUACGCUCUGGCCACCCUCGACUACGUCAGGUACCUCAUCGGGGGCAUGUGGGGCCCGGUAACGCCCGAGACGUGCGCGCGCAACGUCGGGCAAGGCAACCAGGGCAUCCACAAGCGCUCCGCCGCCGCACUGUCGCGGCUAGUGGCGCGCUCAGCGGACCUGUGCGGCACGGCGCUGCCCGCGCUGACCGGAGGGGCGGCGCUGCCGCGCGAGGUCGCGACGGCGUUCGCGGAACUCAACCCUCGCGUCCCCGGGGGACUCGAAAUGGGGGUUCUGGGGGACACGGAGGGGGUGGAAGCGGCGUCGAGGGACGCCGGGCUCGUCGCUGCCUGUCUCGUUGCGUCUGUGGGUCUGGCCGAAGCGGCGGGGGACGUCAUCCGCGGAUACAUGCAGGGCGUGCUUGACGGGGGCCUGGGCGUGCGGAACAAGUCCGAGGGGCCGCACGGGGCGAAGGAGGGGAAGCCGAAGUUCGAUCCGCAGACGCAGGCGGACCUGGAGGCGGAGCAGCUCGUGGUGGGGGGUCUCUCGUGCCUGCAUGGGGAUCUUUUAGUUGUUGGGGAGGAGAUGGUGGAAGCUGACUCAGGCAGCGGGGUUGCGGAGGGGAGCAAGGAGGCGCUGGAGGAUGCGCUUGGGUCCGCGGCGGCGCGGGCGGCGCGGGACGCGGUGCUGGCGUCGGGGUGGUGGGGGUGCGUGCCCGCCAGCGUGCGUGACGCCGCGGUGGAGGACUUGACGGUGUGGGUGGACCCGCUCGACGGCACGAAGAGCUUCGUGGAGGGCAGCCCGGAGAACGUCACCGUCCUCAUCGGUACGGCGAUCAAAGGCGUGCCAGCUCUCGGCGUGAUUCACCAGCCCUUUGCCAACCCUCCUCGGACGUACUGCGCGCUGCCGGGCGCGGGCGGGUUCGUGCGCGCCGCGCCGUCCUCCACGUCCGCGGCGGCCUUCGAGCGGAUCGAGGUGACGCAGCUGCCCGGCUGGCAUCACAUGCGGGCCGGCAAGGCGCGCGACGGGCUGGUCAAGGUGGCCACGACGCGGCAGCACAGGUCUCCCGCGGUGCUCGAGGCGGCCAACUCCGUGAAGCCGGACGAGAUCCUGGGCAUAGGCGGGGCUGGCAACAAGGCUCUACGUCUGUUGGAUGGCGACAUCUCGCACUACAUCUUCACGGCAAAGGGCACGAAGCGGUGGGACACGUGCGCUCCCGAGGCGCUCCUGCGCGCCGUGGGGGGGUUCAUCCUCGACAGCACCGGCGCGCCGUACCCGUACGACCUGCCGAGGGGGGUGUCGCUGCCCGACCUCCCGGAGGAGUCCUGGCGCAACACGCGCGGCAUCGUGGCCGGCCUGACGCGGGCCACGUGGGAGAGCCUUGCGCCGCUCUUUGCGGACCAGGAGAAAGAGCGGGACGGCGAGCCGAGCCAGCCAGCGCCGGCGUGGGAGGGCUGCAAUCCGCGCUGCUUCGCGGAGGACGUGACGCUCAGCUCAAUGAGAAAAAAAAGUCCCUAG